This is a messenger RNA of Fonsecaea monophora, 660 nucleotides long. RefSeq lists its product as hypothetical. The transcript has 2 exons. Bases 1 to 660 code for a protein of 219 amino acids. Gene Ontology annotation, cellular component: cytoplasm. Gene Ontology annotation, molecular function: MAP kinase tyrosine/serine/threonine phosphatase activity; protein tyrosine/threonine phosphatase activity. The record is from RefSeq and is a predicted model, not a curated record. NCBI's taxonomy places the organism in Eukaryota, Fungi, Ascomycota, Eurotiomycetes, Chaetothyriales, Herpotrichiellaceae. Gene Ontology annotation, biological process: protein dephosphorylation; negative regulation of MAPK cascade.
AUGAGUGUCGUUUCCAAGUCCAUGCCGAUAAAGAGUCCUUUCACCAACUCAACAGCCUCCAAGAUGAAUAGUCCUUGCGCCACCCCUUCCACGACAACAGCGCCUCUGAUCCCAGAUAAGAUCUUGCCAAAUCUGUACCUGUCAGACAUUCACACUGCUGCCGCAGUCCUCAGCCCCAACUACAAUGCACCAAAUCGGCCAAGAAUCAAAUAUGUCCUCUCCGUCAUCGAGAAUCCGGACAAGCAGCCCAAAGUGCCCCCUGGCCGUGAGGCAGACUUCGUUCUCAAGUUGAUCAGUCUCCGGGAUAACGUCAACGUUGACCUGCUCCAGUUUCUGGGCGAGGCCUGUGCUUUCAUCAAAGCAAGCCUCAAGAACAACGAUGGCGGUGUUCUUGUCCAUUGUCAGAAAGGUAUAUCACGAUCUGUCGCAGUUGUGAUUGGGUUUAUUAUGGAAGAAAUGAACCUCGAUUUCGACACGGCAUUGCGAUAUGUUCGGUGUGGUCGCUCAAAGGCGAAACCGAAUCCUGGUUUCCAAACGCAGUUGGAGCUCUGGGGCCUCGUCCAUUACAAUAUUCACGACGCCGAUGGCAAAGAGAAACCAGAGUACACUUCCUGGAAAGCAGAGAAUGAAGAGCAGAUCAAGAAAUUGGGGGUCAGAUGA